AAUGAGUAAUAGCAGUGAUAGACUUCAAGCGAAGAACUACAUCAAGAGGCCCAACUCAAAGACCCUGAAAGACCCGAUGAAAUAUGAAGAACGCCCCCAUAAUAUUAAUUCUCAGUUGCAGAACAGUAGGCAUGUCAAAAGCAAAAGUAGCAUUAUGACAAAGUAUAAGGAAAACAAUAAUAAGUUAUAUGAGCUUACUAGACCUAGUAAGCCAAGUUUUAACCCUGUCACCAGCCCUAGCAACAUCGCCUACCCAAAAGAGUUUAUUUGUGAAGACAUAAUCUCCACUGAGCGAACACCUCACUACACACUCAAAACUAAAAAGAAGAGCAUGAUGAAGAACAUGAAGUUUCUCUAAAUAAUCUGAAAAGCCAGUCCUCCCUUAUUAAAAAGAAUGGUAAGAUACUCAAGAAGUAUUCCAAUCCAAACGGGCAGAGUGCAGAUAGCCAGGCGAUGCUACGCCACUCCUGUAAGAGUAGUUGCCAUCAGACCAAGAACCUAAAGAUAAAGAAAGGGCAAAGCUAUAAGACUAUUAAUAAAGAAAUCGGCAAGAGUCAUUACUCUAGUGAGUCCAUGUCUAGCUUAAAGAAAGGAAACUUUUCUCUCAAUAAUAAGAUUAAGAAGAAAGGGAGGCAGGUUUCGAGUAACAAACAGCAAAAUGAGAGAAAUACUGACAUUUCUCACCCGAAGAAUCACUCGAAAUCUAUAGGGUCCCAAUUGAUGAACUAUACGAAGAAGAGUAAGAGGCUUACAACAAGCACAGAGACUACAUCAAAAGCAAAUAUUCAUGCAAAUCUGAUCAAUAACUCAACUUCCUGUAAUCUCCUAAAUUUCUGUGACCAGAAUUCCUCAUCUUAUGGGAAAAGGAAAAUGACCAAAUACGUUCAGGCAAAGAAUACAGUAAAAGGAAAGAACAACAAGACUGAAGAGUAUUGUAAUCCAAGGAGGUCCAAUACUUCCUUUAGUCACCAGAGUAACUCCAACUGUGGCACUAGCUCUAAAUCUAAAGUGAAAAAGAAAAAGAAAAAGCCUGCUCACAUGAAAAGUCAUAGUAAUAUUCCAAUGUACUAUGAAGGGCAUAUCUCAACAAAAGGGAGUGCGAAGAAACAAUAUUCUGGAUCCAAGAGUAAAAAGAAGAAAACCUGCAGACAUGGGCAUCACCAGUCCCAGUCUAAUGCACCAAUUUCUUUCAAGAACAAGAAUAAUAUGAUCAUGAUAGAUGGGUCAAUGGGUGUCAGAGAGAUCUCAAACUUGUAGCCAAUCAGUCCUAAG
Molecule: messenger RNA, 1272 nt
Organism: Moneuplotes crassus
Lineage: Eukaryota; Ciliophora; Spirotrichea; Euplotida; Euplotidae
Source: the annotation of a GenBank genome assembly